Zootermopsis nevadensis is the source of this 2045-nucleotide messenger RNA. The record is from RefSeq and is a predicted model, not a curated record. NCBI's taxonomy places the organism in Eukaryota, Metazoa, Arthropoda, Insecta, Blattodea, Termopsidae.
AAAACAGACGACAGUGAAGUUUGUUUAGACAUUGCUGUGGAAACGUUAAUUCAGAAUACGAACGAAAGAGACACAAGUGUGUUUGUUUUGGCAUUUCUGCAAAUAAUCCUCAAAAAGAAGGUACGGUGAACAUGGCUACUGUGCACGGGCAAAAUAAUCAAAAUGCCUUGGAUAUUUGUGCGACAGAAGAAACUGACGACUGCAAAUCUCAGACUUUUGAAGAAAACGGCAAUUUUGAAAAGCGCCCCCCUGACCAUAAUACGUGCAAUACAGAAGAUGCGUACAGGAGUCUGGCUCAGAUGGUAAGUGCUUUUGACAAAGCUGAUAUUCACAGAGAUAAUAUGAAUAAUACGCGUUCAGUGGCUGCAUUAGAUUGCACGAACUAUUCGAACCUGGAACCUAAUACCAGCACAUCUUCCACUGAUGAUGAAACAUCACAAAUAAAACCAAUAAACUUGUCUGGCAUGUUAAUGAAGGAAGAAACAGAAGACGCCGGAUCAACUACGCAGAUACACACAGAGAUGAACAAUAGUAGUGCAGUAAUGCGUAUCGGAGACAUAUGUCCCUUGGCGAAGCUAGGCGAAUUUGGUGUCUCAUAUUUACCCUCAAAAACCAGUGCGAUUCUUGAACUUACUAAGGUUCUAGUGGAAGCGAUUGACAAAGAAGAAAGUGCACCUGGGGAACACAGACGACUAACUACGGUACAGAGAAAUCAGUUAAUCAAUGAUUUUUUCAAAACGCACAUAGUUAUUCGUAUUGACACAGAGGAGGCAGUGCAAACUAUUGGAUUAACAUGUUUUAAAUUGAUAGAGGCUACAGAUUUCUCAGAUGUUCAUUCAAUUAGAAACCAGGCCGCAGAAACUUUCCCUAGUAUUGAAGAAGUGAGAAUGGAGAAUGCACAUGAAAUGCAAAUGUUAGGCGGAAUUGAUGCCCCCGAUUUGCACUCAAAAAUACGUGAAUCUUCUGGUCAGGCGAUUACCACAGGAAAAAACGUACCUGAAGAACAGAGACAGUUGAUUGUCAAACAAAACAGACAAAUAAAUAAGGAGGAUUUCAAAAACUACAUCAUCACUCGUGUGGAGGUGCAAGAGGCACUGCAAAUUAAUGGAUCAGCAGCUUUAACAUCGAAGGAUGCUACUGAUUUGGCAGUUACUCAGUCAAAUAGAAGACUGGCUGCAGAAACCAUCUUUAUUAUUGAAGACGUACAUGUAUUGAACACUUAUAGAAUGCAGAUGGUAGGCGAAAUUGAUUUCCCCUAUUUGUCUUCAUAUGUCAUUGCCAACCUGGAACUACCAGGCCAGGCGAUUAGCUCAGAAGAAACCAUUCCCGAUGAACAGAGAUGGCUGACUAACAUAAAAAGAAGUGAUUUGAACAAGGAGCGCUGCAAAACUUACACCAGUACUUUUCUGGUGAUAAACGAGGCACAGCAAAUUGUUUUAUCAGCAAUUUGUCUAUUCAAAAAACCUGUAGAUUUUGCAGAUACUCUGCUAAACAUGGAACUUGGUACACUGGCAAUUCGGACCAAUACCCCGGUUCCUGGUGAAAUAUUAAAAAAAUUGUUCAACCAAAACUUUGGCGUCAUAUUAUCGAUUCUAACUGGAGCAGGCCCUAAUAUGCGAUCAACAAAGUCGUCGGUUUUAAGGAAGAAUCUUGGAAGUAAAAUUCACACGCUAGAUGUAUUAGGCUCUGAUAUGCAGCUCGAAAGAGUAGUAGCCUCAACUAACAACUAUGAAAGUCAGAUCUCGAUGCUACCUGGAGGCACUACUGAGGGAUCUACAAAAGUAUCUGUCUCAAAGAAUAACUUUGUUCAUAAGAUCCCGUUUCCUAUUGCAACAUGCAGUAAUGCGCUGUCAAUAAAGGAAUCUGUUCCAAAGCAAAAGUCUGGCAGCAAGGCACAGAUUCGAUGUGCAGCAGUCGCUAAAGUGGUGUCAACAAAAGUACGUGUUUCAAAGAAGAAAUUUGUUAGUAAGAAAGCGGUUCGAAUUGAAUCAUGCACUAAUGUGCGGCAAACAAAAACAUCUAUAUUAAGGACGGACUUUAGCUGA